UGGAGGCGGGGUUACUCCCGCUCAACCAAUCACAGCAGCUUGUCCGAAGCGCCCACCAAAACAGUUCGAUUUCAAAUUCAAACGACCGGAGGCGGCGGAUUGGACGGAGCAGCGGUGAAAUUCAACUUUACCAAAGCAGAAUAUGUCCCGCUUGCCAGUCAUGACAAGCAAAAGGGUCCUCACGAGUAGCAGCAGCAGCUCGGAGAACGCCCACGAGUUUGCACCUGCUCAGAAGAGGAUUCGUAAGGACCCAGAUCCCGUCAAACCACAAGCAGCAGCUACUAUCAUUGGUGGCAAGCGGCCUGCUGUUGCAGCAUCCAGAGCACCUAUUUCUAAGCCAGCCAGAGGUAUGGGAGCUGCCACUGUGGCUGUGGGUCCUUCCAGAGGUGUCCUGAAACCAUCUGUAGCUUCAACUGCAGCAAAGGGAGGGAACAUCAAACAAUCCGUUGCACCCGCUGGCACGAAAGCCGGUGGGGGUGGGACCACCAAGAGACAUGCAUGGGACCUGAAGGGCAAGGUCAGCGACAUGGAGGGUAAGGUCCGUAACUACCAGACGAAGGUCAAAUCUGUCAACCAGGAGAAUGAGGCUCUGAGAGACACGAUGGUCCAGAGUCAAUCAAAAAUGGCUGAGAUGGAGAAAGAGCUCAAGAAGCAGAAGAGCCAGAUCAGUGAGUAUGAGGAGGAGCUGCAGGCCUUGUCAGGAGUCCGGGAGAAGCUGGAGAAAGUCUCCAGUGAUAAGAGCACUCUUCAGAAGGAGCUGUCCAACUUGGAGGGCAAAUACAAGGUUAUGGAGACUCUCCGAGACAGCCAAGAGACGGAGCUGCAAACACUCAAGAUGAAGUUGUCUGUGCAGGAGUCGACUCUGGCUCGGGUCCAGGGGACUCUCAGAGACACAGAGGAAGCGGUCCGCUCCCUCAAAGAGACUGUGGCCCAGCAGGAGGACGAGCUUCACGCUGGUGAGAUGGAACGCAGGCGGCUUCACAAUACCAUCCAGGAGCUCAAGGGAAACAUCCGGGUCUUUUGCAGAGUGCGCCCAUUGGUAGACGGAGGCCUCAGCAAACACAUCCAGCUCCCAGCCAGCGACAUCAAGACAAUAACUCUCGCCAAAACAGAGGAGUCUCACACAGGCAAAACUGCAGAGACUCAGAAGAAUUACAACUUCAGUUUUGACCGGGUGUUUGGUCCCGUGGCUUCACAACAGGAGGUCUUUGAAGAGAUUUCGCUGCUGGUGCAGUCAGCAUUGGAUGGCUACAAUGUCUGCUGCUUUGCCUACGGCCAGACAGGAAGUGGAAAGACAUACACCAUGGAGGGGGCUGAAUACGACCAGGCCAGAGGCGUCAUUCCCAGAGCGGUGCAGCAGAUCUUCAGAGCAGCAGAGAAACUGGCGACACAAGGAUGGGAGUUCACCUUUACAGCGAGCUUUGUUGAAAUUUAUAACGAGACCCUGCGAGACCUCCUCUACACCGGGAAGGCCAGCAAGAGGCCAGAACAUGAGAUCCGAAAGUCAGCCAACAAUGAGGUGACGAUCACCAACCUCACCUACGAAAAGGUCUCCAACGAAGAUCAGGUUCUCGGCCUGAUCGCGCUGGCCAAUCAGAAUCGCUCCACGGCCCAAACAGCCCAGAAUGACCGCUCGUCUCGCUCCCAUUCAGUCUUCCAGCUGGAUAUUGAGGGAGUGAAUGUUGGCAGGGAUGUCAAAUGCAAGUCCACUCUGUGUCUGGUGGACUUGGCCGGCAGUGAGCGAAUGCUGAAGAGUCAGUCUCAGGGUGAGCGCUUCAAAGAGAUGACUGCCAUCAACGGCUCCCUGUCCAACCUGGGCAUCGUCAUCAGCGCGCUGGCCAACAAGGAGAGCUACAUACCAUACAGGAACUCCAAGCUGACUUACCUUCUGCAGAGCUGCUUGGGGGGAAACAGCAAAACCCUGAUGUUUGUGAACAUCGCCCCGGAGCCAGACAGCUUUGGGGAAACACUCAACUCCUUGAGGUUUGCCAGCAAGGUGAACGACUGCGUCAUUGGAACAGCAAGCGCCAACAGGAAGUAGAGGAAAGUGCGUUUAAAAACUUGGUUAUAACUAUUUUUACUAUUAUGGUCACAACAUGAAAUGUUCAGUGUGAUUGUUUCCAUCCCUGCGACUUACACAUUGUGCUAUUGUAAGAACCAAAAACUAAAAUCUUGUUGUAUAUUCUCAGGGCCUUGAUUAGUGAUCACUAAUGCAGCCUUUUCAACACUUUGAUGCUCCUGUGUAAAUCAAGUGGAUGUGUACAUAAGCAUUUUUCUAGUCAGUUUUUUGUUGUUUUUUUAACACAAACAGCCCUCAAGGGUUCUUAGCUAGUGAUAGUAUUUGAGACAUUUGAUCUCAUAUUUUAAUAAAAGAAAUCCAUAUUAUUCAAUUCUUUUUCCCCACUUCAGUUUAAGCAUGUUUCAGUGUGUGACAUAGAUCUUGCACUGUAAUUGCAAAUAAAUGUCGUGUAAUUAAACUGAUACUGUCAUCUUUGUUUUCCUUGAUCUGUGGUGGAAGGAGGUCAUUGUUCUCUUAUUUCUGUAUCUGUACUCUCUCACUACAUGGUGUGAUAAUAAAGACGGUCAGUAGAUGGGC
This is a messenger RNA of Acanthopagrus latus (yellowfin seabream), 2596 nucleotides long. RefSeq names its product kinesin family member C1 (gene kifc1). Gene Ontology annotation, biological process: microtubule-based movement. The transcript has 17 exons. Lineage: Eukaryota; Metazoa; Chordata; Actinopteri; Spariformes; Sparidae. Bases 143 to 2041 code for a protein of 632 amino acids. Gene Ontology annotation, molecular function: ATP binding; microtubule binding; microtubule motor activity. The record is from RefSeq and is a predicted model, not a curated record.